Hyla sarda is the source of this 2317-nucleotide messenger RNA. RefSeq names its product guanylate-binding protein 1-like. The coding region runs from base 362 to 2218 and encodes 618 amino acids. Lineage: Eukaryota; Metazoa; Chordata; Amphibia; Anura; Hylidae. The transcript is spliced from 13 exons. The record is from RefSeq and is a predicted model, not a curated record. Gene Ontology annotation, molecular function: GTPase activity; GTP binding.
GAGGCAGCGUGGCGCCCGAUUGGACAACGUGAUGCGUGCAGGGGGCGGGGCUAAGGCGUGCCAAGCCUCGAUGUGAGCUGGAACGCUGCACGUUGCUUUCUGUGUGAGGGUCACCUGGUUGCGUAACGUGACGUGACUAUCUGGCUUUGCAGCAAGAGGGUCAUCACUGCAAUUCUCCCAAUGAGACCAACCUAAUCACCUAAGACACGAGAAACCAGAAGCAUAAACGGCUAAGACUCAUAAGUGAGUUGAGAAAAACACUUGGAGGCCGUGUUCCCACGUGCUGAUAAGCCCAGCAAUAUUGCUUGGACAUUAAUGAAUCAAUGAGGGAAAGAAUACAGCUGCAUGCUACUACACCGCCAUGUCUGAGUGCACUCGACGACUCGCAGGACCCCAGUGUGGCUGCUUGGAGCAGCGGAUUGCCUCUGCGAGCAGAAAAAGAACACUGCCAACAAUGCCUCCGGUCAUUUCUAUGCCGCUGCCCAUCUGCCUGAUAGAGAAUGUUGAGGGAAAUAAACUGGUGGUCAACAAGGAAGCGGAGAAGAUCCUCUUGGCAAUCUCACAGCCGGUUGUGGUUAUUGCAAUCAUAGGAAAAUACCGGACAGGAAAAUCUUAUCUGAUGAACAAACUGGCUGGAAGUAAAACUGGAUUUGCUCUGGGAUCCAGCAUCCAGUCAAAAACCAAAGGCAUAUGGAUGUGGUGUGUUCCUCACCCUCAGAAUUCAGGACAAACACUUAUUCUACUGGAUACAGAGGGACUGGGCGAUGUGGAAAAGGGAGACUGUAAAAACGACGCUUGGAUCUUUUCCUUGGCCGUCCUGUUGAGCAGCGCCUUUGUGUUCAAUAGUUUGGGGACUAUUGACCAACAAUCUAUGGAGCAGCUACAUUAUGUAACUGAGCUGACAAAACUGAUUAAGCUGAAAUCUACUGAGAAAAAGGAAAACACAGGCGAAUAUAAGAGAUUUUUCCCAUCAUUUACCUGGUGUGUCCGAGACUUCACUCUACUACUGGAGAAGGAUGGAAAAGAAAUAACAGAGGAUGAGUAUCUGCUGUCAUCUCUGGAGCCCAAGAAAGGUACUGACAAACUAGCCAAGAAUUAUAACUUACCCCGUGAGUGCAUCCUACACUUUUUCCACACUCACAAAUGUUUCGUGUUCGAUCGACCGGCAACAAAGAAAAAACUUCAGAUUCUGGAAACAUUAGAAGAGAAUGAACUGGAUGAGGAAUUUGUGAAACAGGCUGGAAAAUUCUAUAGUUACAUGAUAAGCAACAGCCGUGUGAAAACACUGGAAGGAGGAACUGAAGUGACUGGGAGAAUGUUAGCGGUUCUCACUGACUCGUAUGUGAAGGCGAUUCAGAGCGGAACAGUUCCCUGCAUGGAGAAUGCGGUCCUAGCUUUGGCGGAGAUUGAAAACACAGGCGCUCUUCAAGACGCACUGUCCAAAUAUGAAUGUGAGAUGAACAAACGUGUCCAGAGGUUCCCGACAGAGACACAGCAAGAGUUCCUGAACAUGCACAUAGAAUGUGAGAAAGAGGCCAUUAAAGUCUUCUUGGGACGUUCCCUAAAUGAUAAGGAUCAGAAAUAUCAACGUAAAAUGAAGGAAAAGAUUGAUAAUAAAAUGAAUGAAUUCUCUGCAAGGAACGAAAAGGCUUCAAGAGAUCUAUGCAGGAAACUUCUCCAAGAGCUAAGUGUGACUAUGGAGAAUAACGUAAUGGCUGGAGAAUAUUCAGUACCUGGAGGACACAAGAAGUAUAUAAUGGAGAAGCUAAGGGUGAUGGAAGCUUAUAAUGUAAGACCUGGGAAAGGAAUGAAGGCUCUUGAAGUGAUACAGGAGUAUAUGAAUGAGAAGAAGGACAUUGAAGCUGCCAUCAUCCAAGCCGAUGAGACCCUGACGGAGAAAGAGAGACAGCUGGCAGAGGAACGCGCUCAAACUGAAAACGCAGAACGAGAAAGACAAAUUAUGGAGCAAAAUAACAGAGAUCUGCAACAAAGUAUGGAAGAUCAGAAUAGGAGUUUUGAGCAGCACAAGAAAAUGCUCAUGGAAAGGAUGGAACAAGAUAGAAAGAUGAUGCAGCAGCAGAAUGAACUGGUGAUAUCUCAGAAGCUUAAGGAGCAAGAAAUGAUGAUGAAAGCAGGGUUUGAGGACAAAAUUGCAUCCCUGCAAGAAGAGAUUAGAGCCUUAAGGAACCCGCCAAAAAGUAGUUGUAUUGUAUUGUAGAUUUCUUUCGAAAAAAAUAUUUGAAAUCCCUUUGCAAAAAUAAAAAUAAUAAUAAAUUAAAGGGGUUAUCCAGGAAAAAACUUUUUUUUUUAUAUAUCA